GGACGUCGGGCCGCUCGAGAGCCGCGCUGGAAUCGCUCGCGCCGUGGGCGCCUGCCACGCGCUUCUCGCGCCGAGAUGCGCGUCGCGGUGGCUCGGGCUGCCGGCCACCUCCGCCGAGGGGCUCGGGCUCGUCGGGCAGGAGAUCGACGGGCGCGUCGUGGAGAAGGGCGAUCUGGUGGCGCCGCUGGCGCGGGCUCUCCCGGUGGGGUUCGCCCGGGGCCCGUGCGUCGGCCAGACAGUCGGCGAGGCGCUGUCGUUCGGGGCCGAGGGGCACUGCGUGCUCGUGGGCAACCUCGGCAUGAUGGGCGAGGCCUCCGCGGCCUUGGCCGACGUGCUUCG
Molecule: messenger RNA, 339 nt
Organism: Prorocentrum cordatum
Lineage: Eukaryota; Dinophyceae; Prorocentrales; Prorocentraceae
Source: the annotation of a GenBank genome assembly